Messenger RNA from Mercurialis annua (annual mercury), 1725 nucleotides. RefSeq lists its product as uncharacterized. Gene Ontology annotation, biological process: DNA repair; telomere maintenance. Gene Ontology annotation, molecular function: DNA helicase activity. The transcript has a single exon. NCBI's taxonomy places the organism in Eukaryota, Viridiplantae, Streptophyta, Magnoliopsida, Malpighiales, Euphorbiaceae. The record is from RefSeq and is a predicted model, not a curated record. Bases 1 to 1725 code for a protein of 574 amino acids.
AUGUUACUUAAUGUCGUGAAAGGGCCAACAUCUUUUUCUAAUAUCCGCAAAGUGAACAAAACCAUCUAUCCUACUUUCAAAGCAGCUUGUUAUGCUCUUGGUUUACUUGAUGAUGAUAGAGAAUGGACAGAUUGCUUAAUUGAGGCUUCAAACUGGGCAGGUGGGGAUCAACUACGCCAAUUAUUUGCAACAAUAUUGGCACAUUGUGAAGUUGUUGAUGUCGUAGAAUUAUGGUCUACCAAGUUCACAAUUUUGACAGAGGAUAUCCAUUACAUAUUCAGAAAUAAGCAUAUGUUGGCGCAUUUGCAAUUAAACAAAGAACAUAUAACCAACUUUGCAUUAGGUGAUAUUGAGAAAAAAUUAAAGCAAUUAGGGAAAUCCUUGUCUGAUUUCCAUGGAAUGCCGCUGCCAACGAGUUCAUUGCAGAAAGAAGCAAAAAGCAGUUUGAUUUUUGAAGGGAUGGAUUACAACACAAUUGAAGAAGAAAAGUUGCACCGACAUUUUUUUUCGGGUCUAAAUAUGGAACAACGCAAAAUUUAUGAUAUCAUACUCUAUUCGGUCGUAAACAACAAAGGGAGAACCAUGUUUGUAAAUGGUCAUGGGGGAACAGGUAAGACAUUUUUAUGGAAAGCGAUAAUCCAUAAAUUGAGAUCUGAGUCAAAAAUAGUGUUGCCAGUUGCUUCAUGUGGAAUUGCAGCCGUGCUUUUAGCUGGUGGCCGAACAGCCCAUUCAAGGUUCCAUAUUCCUCUUGAUUUACACGAAGAUUCUAGCUGUGAUAUCAAACAUGGAACUCAGCUAGCUGAUUUACUCUUGAAAACUGAUUUAAUCAUUUGGGAUGAAGCACCAAUGGCAAAUAAACAUUGCUUUGAAUCCUUGGAUCGAAGCCUCAAAGAUAUUUUUCAAACACGCUUUCCGGGCAGCGCAGACAAACCGUUUGGAGGACUCACAACAGUUCUCAGUGGUGAUUUCCGACAAAUUUUACCAGUUGUGCAUAAGGGGCAAAAGUCGGACAUUAUUAAGGCUUUGAUAACUUCUUCGUAUUUAUGGGAAUUCUUUGAAGUUUUCAAGUUAACGCAAAACAUGAGAUUGCUAACCCAUGACACGGAUUUGAGUGCACGUAAAGCCAUUUUGGAUUUUGACAAGUGGUUGGUUUCAAUAGGUGAUGGAACGACAAAAGAUGCGGACAAAGAUGAUUUUGUCACUGUUCCUGAAGAUAUAACAAUAUUGGCAGAAGAGAAUCCUAUAGCAACAAUUGUGGAUACAAUCUAUCCAGGUUUAAAGUUGAAGUGCACGGAGGAUAAUUACUUUGAAGACAGGGCUAUUUUGUGUCCAAAAAAUGAAAAUGUUUGGGAAAUCAAUGACUUUAUUUUGGACUUCCUGCCGCAACAAACAACAACGUACCUUAGUUCUGAUUCCAUUUGCAAGGCAUCUUUUUGUAUUACGGAUGGAGAUGUUCUUUAUCCAACAAAAUUUUUGAAUACCCUAAAGUUUACUAGAGUCCCAAAUCAUGAGUUAAAACUGAAAUCUGGUGUGCCUGUUAUGCUUUUGAGAAAUUUCAAUCAAUCAUUAGGCCUUUGCAAUGGAACUAGACUUAUUGUCACCUACAUGGGAAAAUGGUUUGUGCAGGCAAGGGUGUAUUCUGGAAAGAGCAAAGGUGUCUCUGUUCUUAUUCCGCGCAUCAACAUGACUCCUAAUGAAUCAAAAUGGCCUUUCAAAUUGAAGUGA